AUGUGGUGAUUAGUUGUAAAUUAUCAUGGCGAACUCUGGAGGUUGGGCGAGCACGCAGCAGCGAGAAAUGUCGGAAUUUGACAGUGGAGAAAAUUUUUCUACAGAAGAUGGAUUUAACAUUGGCGAACUGUGUGGUUUGGAAGAUUUAAUAACAAACUGUGAGAGUGAGUUAUUCUCCAAAAAUAACCUUUUUACGGAUGAUGCUCUUCUAUCUCAACUUGUAGAAGAUCCUUUGAAAAUAGAAGAUGAUGUUUCAUUUGAUUUUCUUAAUUUACCCAACACACUGGAGUAUAUCUCACACUCACAUUCACCUCAACCUCAACCACAGACAUCACAACAACCGAAGCUCCAACAAAACCACCAACCUUUGCUGUCAAACUCAUUUCAUACAAAUUCAACUGCACUUCCACAAGUUGCUCAGAAAUCUCCUGCCCUCAUACCAUCACAAAACCUUAUAGCUUCACUUCCAUCUCUAACCAUACCAACAUCAUCAUCAUCCCCUCUGAAUUCUCCCCAAAAUACAUUGGAAAGUGGUGUCAUACAUUCCUCAAUGCAGCAGAGGGUUACAGCCCCUGUAUGUGCAGUUACCCAGAGUCCAGCAGCCAUUUUGCUUCAACCAAGUGGUGUAGGGCAGUCAACACAGCAACAGAAUCAAAAGGCGUCUCUUUCAUUUGGCAACAUUCAGAAUUCAGUGCCAGGUCAGCAACAGAUACACCUCCAGUCUGCGUCUGCUACUGCAGCAGCUUUGCAGAAUUCACAUAUCCAGUUUCAGCUGCAGGCUCUAAAACAUCAGAAAACUGUCAAACAGUCAUCUGUUCAGAAUCAACUGUUGACGUUACAGAGCAUGAGGCAGUUGCCAACAGAUAAUAUGCAGCAGGUAUUGGUUCAGGCUCAGUUAAUUAAAUCAGAACCACAGCUAAGUCCUGCUACAGUGAUGUAUACUACAGCCCCAGUGACAGGCGUGACUGUGACAUCUAGUGGUAACCCGCCACCUCCACCAGCCUCCAUUCACACCCUCGUUAACACUGCUCAUGGUGCAAUUCUAGCUACUGGUAUACCUCUUGUGUUGGAUGCAGAUAAGCUGGCUAUCAACAGAUUCGCAGCCAUCUCGCAACAUAAUAGAGAGCCGAAGGUGAAGGAGGGAAAAAGAAGCGCGCACAAUGCCAUCGAACGUCGCUACAGAACGAGUAUUAACGAUAAAAUAGUUGAGCUCAAGAACAUGAUUGUUGGAAAUGAUGCAAAGUUUUCAUUUCAGCUUAACAAAUCGGCUAUCUUGCGGAAAGCUAUCGAUUACAUCCGGUACCUUCAGAAUUCAAAUGCGAAGUUAAAACGAGAAAAUAUGACAUUGAAAAUGGCGGCUCAGAAGCCACUGAAGGAACUGUUGACAGAUCCAGUAACUGCUGCAGAAAUGAUGAAAGAUGACUGUUCAGGACCCAUCACACCACCUCGUUCUGAUGAAUCUUCACCGUCGCUGUCGCCUCCACACUCUGACAGCAGCUCAUUGCCACCAUCACCUGAUGAUUCGUACUGUACAGAGGUCAAGGACGAAGAUGAUGAUAUGAUAGGUGUCGGCGUAGCCAGAGGGAUGUUGGAUCAUUCGAGGAUGGCCCUGUGUAUGUUCAUGUUGGCUGUGGUUGUAUUUAAUCCGUUUGGAGUAUUUCUAAACAGAUAUGUUGAUCGCGGCAAAGACUACUCUUCUACAGUGGUUGAAGGAAGGACCCUACAGCAUGUGGACAGUUCAGAAUCUGGGAUUUGGCAGUGGGUAGGUUCUUCUCUGUUCCUGUGGAUGUUCAACUUUAUAGUUCUUCUUGGUUGUCUUGUCAAGUUGUUCGUGUAUGGGGACCCAGUAAUGCCAGCCAAGUCAAAAGAAUCUGUUACAUUUUGGAGACACCGGAAGCAAGCCGAUUUUGACUUGUCUAAGGGUGACCAUGCGGCUGGGGAUCAAGAACUGAGACGAUGCCUACAAGCUUUUGGUCGGUCUUUGCCAGGAUCGAAACUGGAAUUGUUUACGUCCACAGUAUGGCAGAUUAUACGGCAAAUUUUACACAGGUUGUGGAUUGGAAGAUGGUUGGCAAAGCAUUCUGGAGGGUUUUUUGUUGACAGUGUGGCAAGAAGAGAGGCAUUGAAUUCAACAAAGGAACUAUCACUUGUGUACCAUCGUUUGCAUCAGUUGCACCUAGUGAGUGGAUCAACAGAUGGACAUUGCGCUGGUUUUAUGUUGGCAUUUAGCGCGGUCAACAUGGCAGAGGCUUCAGCACAUCUCCUUUCGGCAGAACAGAUUGCUGAUAUUUAUGUGGCCGCUGCCUUGCGCGUCAAGGAAUCAUGCCCAUCGUUUCUUCAGUUCUUUAACAGGUUUUAUUUGAGCUUGGCCCGACAUGUCUGCUUUAAAGGAUGUAGCCAGGUACCUAUGCGUCUACAAUGGCUGUUCACCGCGUAUGGACAUCGAUUUUUUUUAUCACAUCGCUGGUCGUAUGGUUUCGUGGCUCCUUCUCCGUUCAGUAGCCUAGGAAACCACACCGAUCCUCUGGCUUACGUUAUGCGUGCUUACCGGGAACACUUGCUAGAACAGGCGUUGCAGACACUUGUGGCUCCAGGGAGCAAACUUAAUGCCUAUGAUGAAGAACCACUGAAACGAACCCAAACAUCCGAUGUCCUCACGUACGUUCAUCUGCUCAUGGAAAAUGCACUUGCCUCAGGAGGUCAUAGUGAUGUGUCACACCCACUAACAUCCGCAAACAUUCAAGUGGCAUGUUCAGAGGAUGAGCUUGCUCACUGGUGGUCAGGUGUUGUGGGUGUUGCAGCAUAUUGGUUAUUGGGAGAAAACGCACAAGCAGAACGCCUUUAUCCGAGAGUGGAAACAUUUCCCGAGUGCUUGGAUAAGUUGACGGAUCCUCUUCCUCAUGCUGUGCUGGCAGCAAUUAGAAGUAGGAAAGUGUUUCUGAGUCAGAGUUGUCGUCAUUCUGGAAACAACUCUGUUAACGAGGCUGUUUUGUCGGUGUGCAAUACUGCUGGACACUGUCUUGGUGACAGCCUCACGUACAACAGCUGCAAGCAAGACAGCAGUAUGGUACAUUUGGUGCAACUUCUGGUGUGUGAUUGGUUGCUUGAGACACGAACCAUUGUGUGGGAAGAAGGGCUGGAAAUUGAUGGGUCAGGUGCUGUUCCAGUUACUAACGCUGUUCUAACUGGUUUCCAGCAGAACCUGUCAUCCCUUAGAUGUCUUGCACAACAUAUUCCAUCGGCACUUCCCCGUGUGUUCUUAUAUGAAGCCAUAGCACGUAUGAUGGCAGGUGCAUCACCAGGUCGCACACAGCAACUGUUGGACCGCAGCUUGCGUCACAGGCAUAGCCGAACAUCUCUAAUCUGUGGCAAAGAUAAAAACCAACAAGAGUCUGGAGGUGAGAGAGAGCACGCGGCAGCCCUGUACAUGGCGUGUCGACAUCUGCCUACUCCGCUUCUGUCCUCGCCUGGUGAGCGCGCUGGGAUGUUGGCCGAGGCUGCCAAGACACUAGAGAGAAUUGGUGACCGGAAACGAUUGCAGGAUUGUUAUCGUCUUAUGAAGUCGCUCGGAAGCAGUUCUGUCACAAAUUGAACUCUUGUGUUAGGGCUUAAAUUAUCAGAAUUCUGCAACAGGUUGCGAGAAAAGGAGAAUGUAAUAGUGAGUCCUCUACAGGAAUCGUUACGGAGAUUAAGAAUGAUGAAGAAUGGUAAUGUCAUCAAAUAUUGGAUAAUAAGAAUGGUACAACAUUCAGAAUAGGUGACCAAUAAGAAGUCAGUACUGAAUGACAGGUAAAAUAAUGAUGCAAGGUGUAAUAUUGUGCCGCCAAUUUGAAUGGAAAGUUUUUAUUCUAUUCAGAUUUUUAAGAACCAGGACUUUUAUUUUCGCACUAAGAAGCUGGCCAUAAUCAUACUGUUAUUUAUCUUUCAUUACUUUUUAGCAGCAUCAGUAAUUGUAAUCAGUGGCUCAGAUUGCCCCUGCUAAAACCUUUUUAUCAAUUUUUAUUGAUCUUCCAAUGUCAUUUUUUCCAGCCCCCCCUCCGUUUUUGGAAUUUUUUUCCUUGCAAGCACCAUUUAUUUGUGUAAUCUGAAAAUAUAUUUUAAUCUGUAAUUUCUUUCUAGUUCGUA
Molecule: messenger RNA, 4125 nt
Organism: Zootermopsis nevadensis
Lineage: Eukaryota; Metazoa; Arthropoda; Insecta; Blattodea; Termopsidae
Gene: SREBP
Product: Sterol regulatory element binding protein
Biological process (GO): regulation of transcription by RNA polymerase II
Cellular component (GO): nucleus
Molecular function (GO): RNA polymerase II cis-regulatory region sequence-specific DNA binding; DNA-binding transcription factor activity, RNA polymerase II-specific; protein dimerization activity
Source: RefSeq, a predicted model, not a curated record